Molecule: messenger RNA, 1701 nt
Organism: Tuber melanosporum (Perigord truffle)
Lineage: Eukaryota; Fungi; Ascomycota; Pezizomycetes; Pezizales; Tuberaceae
Exons: 6
Coding region: 118-1701 (527 amino acids)
Biological process (GO): peptidyl-arginine methylation
Cellular component (GO): nucleus
Molecular function (GO): protein-arginine N-methyltransferase activity
Source: RefSeq, a predicted model, not a curated record
AGCAUUGCAAAUGAAAACAUCAACUACCGUAAAGGGCACAUUCAACAACAAUUGAACCGAAUUUUUCUCUCUUCCCCUCUUGCUCCAUCCCCUCCCUCCCUCGCUGUGACGGUAACGAUGUCCAGAUCCCGGGCUCCAGACCCACCCAUCGAUACGGAACAAGACAGCAUCCUCAACGACUCGGACGAAGAGGGCUGGGAAGACGCGGAAGCGGACGGCGAAGAGGUUUCCAUUGUCUGCUUGUUCUGCACACAGACUUUCCCUUUAUCGGAGGGUGUGUUCGAGCAUUGUGCUGCGGUGCAUGGGUUUGAGUACAAGGUUGUCAGAAGGGAACUUGGACUCGACUUCUACGGCUGCAUAAAACUGAUAAACUACAUCCGCUCUGAAAUCGCACAAUCGCGUGUCCCGGACUUUGCUACUACUGCAGCAUUCCUGCAGGACGAGAAGUACCUGCGGCCAGUGCUUGAGGAUGAUGCGUUACUGUUUGGUCUUGACGGCGAAGAAGGAGAAAAUAUGAAAGAAGAGGACGGGGGGCUCACCGAGGAUCAGAAGAGGGUACGCGAGCUCGAGGAGAGGUUGAAAAAGUUGGAGUUGGUGCAUUCAGAGUAUAGGGAGGCGGUUAAUCGGAAUCUUGAGAUGCGGUUGGAGGAGGAGGAUAGGGAUGUUAAAAAGGGGGGGAGUGAGGAUGAUAGUCAUUACUUUGAGAGUUAUUCCGGGAAUGAUAUUCACGAAAUUAUGCUGAAGGAUAGUGUCAGGACGGAUGCUUAUCGGGACUUUGUUUAUGGGAAUAAGCACUUGUUUAAAGACAAGGUGGUUCUAGACGUUGGCUGCGGAACCGGUGUUCUUUCAAUGUUCUGCGCAAAGGUUGGGGCAAAGAAGGUCAUUGCGGUGGACAACUCAGCAAUCAUAAAUAAAGCUGCAGCAAACGUUUUCGAGAACAGCUUGGACGGCGUCAUAACCUGCAUACGUGGAAAGAUUGAGGAAGUAACAUUGCCUGUUAAGCAAGUAGAUGUCAUUGUUUCCGAAUGGAUGGGUUAUGUUCUCCUUUACGAAGCGAUGUUGGACUCGGUCCUCUUCGCUCGGGAUAAGUAUCUUGCUCCUGAUGGCCUGAUGGUCCCGUCUGAAUGCAAGAUCUUGAUUGCGGCAAUGCACGAUUCCGAGUACAUGAAUGACAGCGUCGACUUCUGGAACCACGUAUACGGCUUCUCCAUGACGGCCAUGAAAGAGAAGAUCCGAGAGGAUGUAGCAAUAACCGGACUUAAUUCCUCGUCCCUCGCUUCAGAGCCGAUCGCUUUUUGCCAUUUGCCAUUGCACACAAUCAGGACCUCUGACCUCACCUUCACCAAGCCUUUCCAACUUAGAAUCAAGCAGAACGUUGAAAGUUUGGAUGCUUUCGUCAUCUAUUUCGAUACGUUCUUCGCUACUUCUCGAAAUCAAUUGGUUCCGGAGGAUGCCAGGGCAGAGUCAUGGAAACAUGGUGAGGGGGGUGUGGCAUUUACUACUGGGCCGUUUGGCAAGUUGACCCAUUGGAAACAAGGGGUGCUGUUGGUUGAUAGGAGGGGUGGACUGCUGAAGGAAGGUGAAAUAAUCAAUGGUGAGGUUACUUACAAAAAACGAUCUGGGAACUCCCGAGAGGUUGAGGUUGAGAUUGAGUGGAAGACGGAGAACAGGAAGGAUAAGCAGAUGUGGUACAUGAGGUGA